UUUAUCCACGGUCUCUCCGCUCUCAUCCAGCAGACUCUUUUUAAAGUCCGGCAUCAUAAGAUCUUAGUCAUGAUUCUCAUCGUAACUGUAGUCUUCUUCACAUCAGUAUGUGGAUUCACCUCAGCAAAGACCCCGACCUCCUGCCAACGCAGUUCCUUUGGGGAUAUGGAACUGAAUUAUUCCCUGCCCAUCCACCCUCCCUGUGGUGACUUCCGGCUGAGCAACGGUUCCAUGAUAAUCAAGAUCCCUAAAUUGAUCCCCAGACCACUGAUGAAGAGCUGCCGGAGGGACAACAUACCGGCUGGUUACCGAAUUUGCCGAAGGCCAGAUUGCCUUUCUGGACCAUGUAUGAAUGGAUGGUGUGAGGAGACGAUGGAAGCGUAUCUCUGUCACUGUCCAGAGGGAUUCUCCGGAAAAGACUGCUCAAUAGGUCCAGGUCCAGGCAUGUUUCUUAUUAAACCUCAUUCACCCAACAAGACAGACACCAGACCGACAACCGACCGAACAAAAAUGACCAUACAUCUGUCGGUCGGUAUUAACUCUGGAGUCAGUUUGGCGGUGUGA
Messenger RNA from Strongylocentrotus purpuratus (purple sea urchin), 564 nucleotides. RefSeq lists its product as uncharacterized. The transcript has 4 exons. The coding region runs from base 70 to 564 and encodes 164 amino acids. The record is from RefSeq and is a predicted model, not a curated record. Lineage: Eukaryota; Metazoa; Echinodermata; Echinoidea; Camarodonta; Strongylocentrotidae.